Mus musculus (house mouse) is the source of this 584-nucleotide messenger RNA. RefSeq names its product cytochrome c oxidase subunit 6B2 (gene Cox6b2). Gene Ontology annotation, biological process: oxidative phosphorylation. Gene Ontology annotation, cellular component: mitochondrion; respiratory chain complex IV; mitochondrial crista. The record is from RefSeq and is marked validated. NCBI's taxonomy places the organism in Eukaryota, Metazoa, Chordata, Mammalia, Rodentia, Muridae. Bases 188 to 454 code for a protein of 88 amino acids. The transcript is spliced from 4 exons.
GACUCCCUGGGAGCCAGCCAAUCCGGCCUGAGGGUCGUAUUUUUUCUCCCGUGCUCUUGGGACCAGCCCUCAUUCUCAAACUAAAGGCACGGGUGGAUUCCGCAGCCCUGGUGUUCCAGCUACUUUGGCUCACUUCAGUCUGGCCCCACGGAGCCCUGCACCCCUUCCUGCAGGAAUUGCUACUUGGAUGUUGGGUGUUCAAGCCCAGAAGCCCCCUCCGGGCCAAUGGACAACGCCGCCCUUUGAUCCGCGCUUCCCUAACCAGAACCAGACGCGUAACUGCUACCAGAAUUUUCUGGACUACCACCGGUGUGUGAAGACCAUGAAUCGCCGCGGAAAGAGCACACAACCCUGCGAGUACUAUUUCCGUGUAUUCCAUUCACUGUGUCCCAUCAGCUGGGUGCAGCGCUGGAAUGAGCAGAUCAAGCAGGGAACUUUCCCGGGCAAAAUAUGACCUUGCACUUGAGCGCUGCUCCCCUGGCGUCAUCAACCCCUAGUGGCUGUCCUUUCAUCAAGCCCCAGCCUGGGUCACCCCCUCCCUCCACUUUGUCUUUGUGCCACAAAUAAAGUUAUUGUGCUGCUAA